GCCUGCGGAGUGUUUAGGCCGGAGUAGCCGCGGGAGCACCGGAGCCCGCGAGCCUGAGCUGCCCGCCCGCCCUUCUCCUGGAGGCGACACAAGUGCUGAGGGGUCUGGGGGGCGGCUGCGCAGUGCCCGCGGCCAAAGCCGUGCAGGCACGCGAGGUGCCAGGCCCCGGCGGCGGUGGGUGGGGGGCGCCGACUGCAGGCCACCAUGUUCAGCCAGCAGCAGUUGCUCCAGCUGCAGCAGUUGCUCCAGCAGGCACCCCCGCAGGCCCCAUUGCCUGUGGCUGUCAGCCGGGGCCUCCCCCAGCAGCAGCCGCAGCAGCAACUUCUGAACCUCCAGGGCACCAACUCGGCCUCGCUCCUCAAUGGACCUUUGCUCCAGAGGGCUUUGCUUUUGCAGCAGUUGCAAGGACUGGACCAGUUUGUAAUGCCACCAGCCCCAUAUGACAGUGCCGGUCUCACCAUGCCCACAGCAACCUUGGCUUCUCCCCAAUUCUCACCUGCAGGUAACCUCCGCAGCUUCAACAUGGCAACUCCGAACCUGACCGCCCCCGGCCUCGCACCCCAGCUGGCCACCCCAAAUCUGCAGCAGUUCUUUCCCCAGGCCACUAGCCAGUCUCUGCUGGGCCCCCCUCCUGUCGGAGUCCCCAUUAACCCCUCCCAGCUCAAUGUCUCAGGGCGGACCCCCCAGAAACAGGCCCGGACUCCCUCCUCCACCACCCCUAAUCGCAAGGAUUCUUCUUCUCAGACGGUGCCCAUGGAAGACAAGUCAGACCCCCCAGAGGGGUCUGACGAAGCCCUGGAUUCCCGAACAGACACACCGGAAGACCAAGACCCGCCCCCCUGCCCAGAUGGCAUCACCAAGGAGAAACCUGUCCCCGCACCUGGGCCCGAACCCUGCGACGCGGCCGAGCCACCAGCCAAGAGACUGAAGAGCUCAGAGAAGCCCACAGAGAAGGGGCCUCCAGGGCAGCCGCAGGCUGCGGUGCCACCGCGGGCCCGGACGAUGGCACCAAAGCAGACACAGACCCCUGAGCUACUGCCCGAGCCGCUGGAAGCCCGUGGGCUGCCGCGAUUCCAGCCCCGGGUCCUGAAGAUCCAGGCCCAGGUGCCACCACAGACCCAGCUGGGGCCGCCGGCGGGCGCUCAGGUGCCGCAGCUACAGAAGCAGGCGCAGACACAGACGUCUCUGGAGCACUUGGGGCCGCAGGACCAGGUGCGGGCACAGCGGCAGGAGGCAGAGCCGCAGGUGCAGCCCCUGGGGCAGGUGCCACGGCAGAAGCAGGCCCAGACGCAGACGUAUCCACAGGGACACAUGCAGGCCCAGCCACAGGAGCAGCAGCCGGAGCAGACUCCUGGGCAGCCUCAGCUCCAGCCCGAGGUGUCGGUGCCAACACCAGACCGCACACCAACCCCCGGGCUCACCACGGUGCCGGAGAUGCCACCUGCUAGAGUGGAAGGCCCAGAGGAGGCCUCGUCAGACUCGGUGGAUGCCCAGGGCAGCAUGGAAGAGAGCCAGGAGGAGGCGGCCAGCGGCCUGGACGUGGGAGAAUGUGAAAAAAGAGCAAGAGAGCUGCUAGGGGUGUGGGGUGCCGGGGGCUCCCUGAAGGUCACCAUCCUGCAGAGCAGUGACAGCCGGGCCUUUAGCACCUCACCUGUCACACCCGGGCCCCGUCCCAGCGACUCCAUCUCUGCCACCCCUCCAGCCAGCAGCACACCCUCCAAGCAAACCCUCCAGUUCUUCUGCUACCUCUGCAAAGCCAACUGCACCAGCCAGCAGGAGUUCCAGAACCACAUGGCUGGGGCUCAGCACCAGCAGCGGCUCGGGGAGCUCCAGCACACCAACCAAGGCUGCCUCCUGUCCCUGCUGCCCGUGCCCCGGGAUGUCCUGGAGAGAGAGGAGGAGCCUCCACUGAGGCGCUGGUGCAACACCUGCCAGGUCUACUAUGUGGGGGACCUGAUCCAGCACCGCAGGACGCAGGACCACAAGGUCGCCAAACAGUCCCUGCGACCGUUCUGCACUGUUUGUAACCGCUACUUCAAGACCCCCCGCAAGUUCGUGGAACAUGUCAAGUCUCAGGAACACAAGGACAAAGCCAAGGAGCUGAAGAUGCUCGAGAAGGAGAUAGCUGGCCAAGACGAGGACCACUUCAUCACGGUGGAUGCCGUGGGCUGCUUCGAGGGUGACGAGGAGGAGGAGGACGAUGAGGAAGAAGAGAUUGAGGUGGAGGAGGAAUUCUGCAAGCAGGUGAGUUCCAGAGAUACACCCAUGGAGGAGUGGAAGGGCUCGGAGACCGACAGCCCCAACACUGCCAAUGGUGUGGACUUCCUGGUGCCCGUGACGGGCUACGUCUGUCGCCUUUGCCACAAAUUCUACCACAGCAGCUCGGGGGUGCAGCUUUCCCACUGCAAGUCCUCGGCCCACUUUGAGAACCUGCAGAAAUACAAGGCAGCCAAGACCCCCAGCCCCACCACCCGGCCCGUGAGCCGCCGAUGCGCGAUCAACGCCCGCAACGCCUUGACGGCCCUGUUCACCUCCGGUGGCCGCCCAAUCAUGCAGGACAUGGCCAAAGCGCCCAGCAAGGUGACGCCUCGGACCCCCCAACCUCUACACCGCCGACGCUCAACCCGCCUCCAAAACUUAUAGAGGGCGCCCCCUGUGCCCAGAGCUGUCAGUGACCUCGGGUCUGUGUGGAAACGGCGCAGUUGGUGUUUUACUCAGGCCAAUAAAGACAUUUAGCUGUGCA
Molecule: messenger RNA, 2743 nt
Organism: Tupaia belangeri chinensis (Chinese tree shrew)
Lineage: Eukaryota; Metazoa; Chordata; Mammalia; Scandentia; Tupaiidae
Gene: CIZ1
Product: CDKN1A interacting zinc finger protein 1
Exons: 17
Coding region: 205-2643 (812 amino acids)
Cellular component (GO): nucleus
Molecular function (GO): zinc ion binding; nucleic acid binding
Source: RefSeq, a predicted model, not a curated record